Hibiscus syriacus is the source of this 738-nucleotide messenger RNA. Its product is annotated as ORM1-like protein 2. Gene Ontology annotation, cellular component: endoplasmic reticulum membrane. The coding region runs from base 159 to 623 and encodes 154 amino acids. Gene Ontology annotation, biological process: intracellular sphingolipid homeostasis; ceramide metabolic process; negative regulation of ceramide biosynthetic process. NCBI's taxonomy places the organism in Eukaryota, Viridiplantae, Streptophyta, Magnoliopsida, Malvales, Malvaceae. The record is from RefSeq and is a predicted model, not a curated record. The transcript is spliced from 3 exons.
UAUAAGGAAAGCGCAUAGAAGAAGCGAGGUUUGAACAAGUAAAACCCAAAGACUACACAUCAUCUUUGAACCAACAUCCGUUCUGUUCAAGCUUCGAGACAAGAACCCUAAUUUGUAAUAAUACGAGGAAAGAAGAAGAAGAAGAAAAAAAGCAAAAGAUGUACGUGAGUGCUGAGCCUACCACAGAUCUAAACAAGAACACCGAGUGGUUCACUUAUCCAGGAGUCUGGUCCAUUUAUAUAUUGUUCGUCUUCUUUUCAUGGCUCAUCGUUUUAUCUCUCUUGGGUACCUCUCCUGGAACCGCUUGGACCAUUGUUCAUCUCUCCCAUUUCUUUGUCACGUAUCACUUCUUUCACUGGAAAAAAGGAACACCGUUCGCCGAUGACCAAGGGAUCUACAAUGGUUUGACAUGGUGGGAGCAAAUAGACAAUGGCAAGCAACUCACUCGCAACAGGAAGUUCUUGACCGUUGUACCUCUUGUGCUGUAUCUUAUCGCCUCGCACACAACGAAUUAUCUAAGCCCGGUGCUUUUCUUAAACACUGUGGCCGUUGUUGUGCUGGUGGUCGCGAAGUUCCCCAACAUGCACAAAGUCCGAAUAUUCGGAAUCAAUGGUGAUCAUUGAACUGUGAAGGAAUUCAUGUCUGAUUUUCUAGUACUGGAUUUGCAUUAUCUUAUUUUUCUGUAAUGAAAUCAGUACAUAUACCUCCCUUAAUUACAGGGAAAAGUACAUUCAUAUA